Cyclospora cayetanensis is the source of this 294-nucleotide messenger RNA. RefSeq lists its product as uncharacterized. NCBI's taxonomy places the organism in Eukaryota, Apicomplexa, Conoidasida, Eucoccidiorida, Eimeriidae. The record is from RefSeq and is a predicted model, not a curated record. The transcript is spliced from 3 exons. The coding region runs from base 1 to 294 and encodes 97 amino acids.
AUGAAGAUUCGGUUUUUUCCAUUUUUGUUUUCAUUCAUCGAAAUUUGCAAAAUCGCCGCUGCUUUCGAUAUUGGAUUCAUCAGCCAGACUCCUAUGCUUAACACGUUCGACCUGACUCCUCCCCAGGUAAGCCCAAUAGCAAGCUCCCUUCAGCGAGUUGAUGUGGAAUACGAUCCCGUGCGAUCCGCGGGAGCGCAGAUUAAGAUAUUCGACAAUUCUGGAACGCUGCACCUGAGGGAGCCCAACGACUUUAAGGAACUGCCGAUAGUUCAACCCUACGGCGCGAAUUCUUAG